Rodentolepis nana is the source of this 1434-nucleotide messenger RNA. Lineage: Eukaryota; Metazoa; Platyhelminthes; Cestoda; Cyclophyllidea; Hymenolepididae. The record is from the annotation of a GenBank genome assembly.
AUGACUGCAGAAUUCACUCUAUUUAAAGGUGUUGAUAUUCCUGUGGAUAUUGUUAGCAGUGCAAAGACACGAACAAAAGAACAUACCAAAAAUACUUUUGAGGCAUUUCUUCAGAAUUUAGAACAACCGCUAAUUCACCCCGUUCUCAGUUCUCUGUCGUCUGUAGUUGGAUUACCUUGUAGCACCUUUCUUUGCCGAUUGACAGCUAUCAGCGAAUAUACUUCAGGAACUCGCAAAGUUAACACCGUUGCAAUUAUUAAGGAGAACCUCACGAUUCUUGCAGAUCUGGAUGCUCAGAAUCCUGGCAAGAUGAUUAACUCUGAGAAGCACAUAUCAGUCUUAAGACAACUUUCUGAAUUGGCAAAUACCGAUGGAUAUGCCCAAGAUUUUGAAGAAUGGUCAAUGAAUAAUUCUACAGAGCUUCAUGACACUCUAAUCUCCUGCCUGAACUCCGAAAAUCCUCUCAUUAUAGAAGAAACUGCAGUGACUAUAUCAUUUCUUGCAAGAAAUCUACACUUUGCGCUAUUCCGAUCGGCAGAAACACUGAUCACUGCCAUGGUUGCAGCCUUAGCUGUUGCAAUGACUCCAACAGAAAACCAUUUUGAGUCUUAUAGAAAGGCUUUUGAGUUGCAUAAGGAAGUUCUGAUGACAAAAUCGAUACAAUUGCCGUUUCACUAUCCUCGGCAAAACUAUGACUUCCAUGAUCCAAGAUUCCGUGUAGUUGGUUACAUAUAUUACGCUCUGGCAGACUUUCUGUACAAUGUUCCCCAUCCGUUUCUAAUACACUAUUUUCAAUGCCGAAUUUCUAGAAGAAAGGAGGCAACACGAACACAUCUAUUUCGAAUCCUCUACGCAAUUGUCAAGAAUCUAAGUGAACUGGAAGAAUUUGCAAAAAAUAUCAGCCCAAGAAUUGAAAAACAACAAGACAAAUCGGAUGGGCAAACUCCGCCCUUUAAUGGGACAUUUAACGAAAUCACCAGUCCAAUUUCUCAGACAAAGACUAUUGAAAAGAACAAUACAGAAUCGCUUGAAAAUAGCACAUCUGAACCGGAAUUCUAUCAAAGAGAUCAGUGGUCAAAGCUACCUUCAAAGCUCUUUUUGGAAAUACUUCGAACAUCUCAAGAGGGAAAUCAAGAGAAUGUGAACUUAAUAACAAAUAUUAUGGCAGAAUUGCAAUCAGUUUCACCAAUUAAAUUACCAAGUGUCAUGCUCACUAGAGAGGGCAUCAACCCUAAUCUCUUGGAAUCAAUUAAUCGGAGACUUCGCAUUGACAUUCCAAAAUCGGUAGAAGGUACGCUAAACGCCGAAAAUGAUAGAACUGUUUCUGCUCCUGAGAAUGGAAUCGAAACAGAAUAUGUUCAAAGCCACAAUAGAUCCUCUGUACUCGUACCUAAACAGCCAAAAUUAAGCGAGUUGAAAUUUAGUUCGGGAUGA